AUGGUACAAUCCAGUAAACAGGUCUUAGCGAUCGCAGCUGUGCUAGCAGUUGUUCAAGCUCAUCCUCAGGGAAGUUUCCAAUUCGGCAGUAUCAAUUCAGCCUGGGCGGUGAAACGGACCCUCUACAACCUCGACGACAUCUCCGACCAGGACCGGAAGGACAAAUUGACCCAAGGACACAAAGAUGCUGUCACAAUCGCAGCCAAGGCCCUGGAGAAGAUGGACGAUGAUAAAUACAAGCCCACCCUUGAGUAUUGGUUCGGUAAAGAGCACACUGAUGACGAUAGUGUUAAGAAAAUCAAAGGCGUUUUCAAAAACUUUGUGGGCGAUAACACAGACGGCACCGGCUCCGAGACCAACGGCAAAACCACCAUCUACAACGACGACUACUGGGUUCCUACGGAUAAAGAGAUCAAGGAAGGAGACGGAAAAACACCCUUCUGUAGCUUGAAGAACAAGGACGGCAAGACGGGCGCUGCUUAUUUCAAAAGGUUCAAGGACGGGGCCGCCAUACAUUUCUGCGACAAGGUCUUUGACCGAGCGAACUUAGACACUCUGAAAGCCGAUAAUUGCGCUAAAAUUGGAGAUCAAGUCAGCACCAAGAAGUGGACAAAGAAUUUCAUUGGUGCAAACGUUCUGCACGAGUUCAUGCACAACCCUCGUAUUGGUAGGGAUGGGGUCUUGAAGAAUAUUAGAGAUUUCGCCUAUGAUGCCUACCAGUGUCAUCAACUAGCCAUUGACAGCGAUGUCGAAAAGCGCAAGACGACAAUAAUCAAUGCAGACACCUAUGUGUGGUAUGCUCUGGACAUCGCGUUCCAAGAGAUAUGCUCAAAGCAAUUCUCCGAGCCGCGUGACGAAAGGGGCGACGACGACAGCGCUAGUGACAGCGACUCGCCGGACUCGAGCCCUGAGACUGAUGAUCCGACCAACGGUGCUUGCGACUGUACCGAGAGCGGCUGCACGCUUGAUUCCCGGGCUUGUUGUGCGAACAACUCUUGCAAACCAUUCGAAGAUUAA
This is a messenger RNA of Didymosphaeria variabile, 1017 nucleotides long. RefSeq lists its product as uncharacterized. Gene Ontology annotation, molecular function: metallopeptidase activity. Lineage: Eukaryota; Fungi; Ascomycota; Dothideomycetes; Pleosporales; Didymosphaeriaceae. The transcript has 5 exons. The coding region runs from base 1 to 1017 and encodes 338 amino acids. The record is from RefSeq and is a predicted model, not a curated record.